Sinocyclocheilus anshuiensis is the source of this 1495-nucleotide messenger RNA. RefSeq names its product tripartite motif-containing protein 29-like. Gene Ontology annotation, molecular function: zinc ion binding. Lineage: Eukaryota; Metazoa; Chordata; Actinopteri; Cypriniformes; Cyprinidae. The record is from RefSeq and is a predicted model, not a curated record. The transcript is spliced from 8 exons. Bases 235 to 1416 code for a protein of 393 amino acids.
UCUUUGCACACAUCGCAUAUAUACAGGCACAAAAAUCUGUUCCAUUUCUUUUGCUCAUUUGCAUUGUUUUAUUAUAUUCAGUAAUGCGGUUGACAAUGGAGUGACUGAUACCGGAUGAUAUAAAACCACCACCUGUGGAAUGCCAGACAAGUUGAGCCACUCCCAUUCAAAUUUCAAGUUUCAAAGCCUCUGUUAUUCUACAGCGAAUCUUCCACUGGAUUUGAAAGCAUCAAAAUGGCAGAACUUGUCUUUGAUACUCAAAAUCCUUUAAAUUGCGCAAUCUGUCUGAAUCUGCUUAAGAACCCGGUGACUACAACUUGUGGGCACAGUUUCUGUAUGGACUGUAUAAAGGGGUGCUGGGAUCAGGAUGCUUCUUUGAGACGAGCUUACAGCUGCCCUACGUGCAGGACUACAUUCAACCAAAGACCAGCUCUCAGCAGAAGCACGGUGUUGGCUGAAAUUGUAGAGGGAAUGAAACGGGAAGUUCCAGCUGGACCUAGAGAUGUGAAAUGUGAUGUAUGUAAAGGAAGAAAACUCAAAGCCAUCAAGUCUUGUCUGGUGUGUUUGGCUUCUUACUGUCAAACUCAUAUUCGUCCUCAUUAUGAGUCUGAAGCUUUCAAAAAGCACAAGCUGGUAAACGCUUCCUCAAAUCUACAGCAGCAGAUCUGCUCUCAACAUAAUAAAGCACUGGAGAUUUACUGCUAUAAUGACCGGAAAUGUAUUUGUGUGGUUUGUAUGGGGGAUCAGCACAGUGGACAUAAAACAGUCUCAGCAGCAGCUGAAAUGGCUAAAAAACAGGAGGAACUGAAAAUAAAAAAGAGGGAUUUCACUCAGAAAAUCACAGACAUAGCCAAGAAGGUCCAGGCAUUUAGGAAGGCUGUGGAUUCUCAUAAGCGCUCUGCACAGGCAGUAGUGGAGCACAGUGACAGGAUCUUCAAUGAGCUCAUCCGCUCCAUUCAGAAAAGACGAGGUGAGGUGAGAAAACUGAUCAGAGCUCAGGAGAAGAAGGAGAUAGUACAGAUUAAUGAACACAUACAGAAACUGGAGCAGGGGAUCAGUAAUCUGCAAAAUGAGAAUGAUAAACUGGGGCCACUUUUACAUACAGAGGAUAACAUUCAUUUCUUUCAGAAUGACUCUUCUCAAUCUGGAGUGUAUCUGUGCACAACUUCACCCAGAGAUGUUAAUGACCUCUUGACAUUUGAGAAUGUAGACAAAUCUGUCUCAGAGCUGAACAGCCAACUGGUCAAACUCUGUGAAGAGCACAUGGGCAAAAUAUCAAAGAAAGUUGCUGAUGUCCAAAUUUUCAAAACCACUAGGCUCCAAGAUAUCGAUUCACCAGUGGCUUCAGCUUCAGACCACUCAUCAGAUGAUGACUAUAGGCCUCCGUCACCAGAACCUGGUGAAUGGUCAGAAUGAAGCCUACCUGGGAAUUUCGGGGGGGAAAAAAAGUUCAAUACAAUGUAAAGUCUAUAUCAAAAUAUUUAAUCAUCCAUGU